AUGAAGUUCACUCUCCUUUCUCUCCUUGUCGGCGCUGCCGCCGCCUUCGCCCCCGCUAGCCAAAAGGUCUCCACCACUGCUCUGCAGAUGUCUGACUACAGUGGUGAGGUCGGUGCCCAACCACCAACUGGAUUCUUCGAUCCUUUGAAGCUUUCCUCUGGAAUCUCCCCUGAGCGAUUCGACCUCUACCGCGCUGCCGAACUGAAACAUGGCCGUGUUGCUAUGAUGGCUGUUUUGGGAUACAUUGCUCCAGAAACUUACCGUUUCCCUGGUGAGGUCGCCUACGGACUCAAAUUCGAGGAUGUGCCAAAUGGUCUUGCCGCCCUUGACGCCGUUCCCGCUCUUGGCUGGGCCCAGAUUGUUGCCGCCAUCGGAUCUGUAGAGUUCGCUGGAACUCUUGGAGACUUCGAAAUUGGAAAGCCCGACUUCACCCCAGAUGUCCUUGCUGCCCGUCAAUCCCAAGAAAUCUCACACGGACGUUUGGCAAUGAUUGCUAUCUUGGAAUUGCUCCGUCACGACAAGUACGACGAGGUUGGUGAGCUCAUCCGUGGACUUCCUUUCAUUUACAACUAA
Seminavis robusta is the source of this 573-nucleotide messenger RNA. NCBI's taxonomy places the organism in Eukaryota, Bacillariophyta, Bacillariophyceae, Naviculales, Naviculaceae. The record is from the annotation of a GenBank genome assembly.